This is a messenger RNA of Penicillium cinerascens, 1681 nucleotides long. RefSeq lists its product as uncharacterized. The record is from RefSeq and is a predicted model, not a curated record. The transcript is spliced from 2 exons. NCBI's taxonomy places the organism in Eukaryota, Fungi, Ascomycota, Eurotiomycetes, Eurotiales, Aspergillaceae. Gene Ontology annotation, biological process: endoplasmic reticulum unfolded protein response. The coding region runs from base 47 to 1681 and encodes 544 amino acids.
CUCUUGGACCUAAGUACCUACACUGUCAUACCCAAUAUCCGUAAAGAUGCAGGCAGUCGUGCCCGCCGCCUCAGACAAUGUUCUUGAGAGCCCUGAAGCCGUCACUCUCCACGUGCUAUGUCCUUUUCUUCCUCCGCCCAGCCGCUUCACUUUCAAUAAUAUCCCCCUCUCCACAACAAUCGCGCAAUUACGAGUCCGGCUUGCGAGUGCCAUCUUAGGUCACGCCGAGCCUAUCAUGUCACGCUUGAUCUUCCUAGGAAGGCCCCUUACGGUUGAUAGUGCUACUUUGGGCGAGGUCCUAGCACCUGUGAAUGAAUCUGCAUACACGUUCCAUUUCGUGCCACAAGGUCUGGUACCGACGCGACCAUCCGGUCAAACAUCAUCGGCUGUAAAUAUCUCGGCCUUUGGAGAACAGAAUGCAACGUCUUCAAACAUCGAAGUACAGAGGUCCUCCGCUAUUGAAACAAGAGGACAACUUCAGUACAGACAAGCAGCUGCACAGCAACUACUACAUGCCGCCCAUGACACUCACGUACGGCAAAUAGAGACACUUCGGGGUUCGUUGUUGGGAUCAGCUAGUACGACCCAGCCCCGGCCCAAUCAUGUAACCCCUGAAGGAAUUGCUCGGGUCCAGGCGGACCUCGUGGAUUCCCAGGAACGUCAGCAUUUUCAUGAACCGCAGACUCGUCUAGAGGGACAACAAUCACCUCUUCUUCAUCGCACAUGGGCCUUGAAUAAUAGGCCAGGCGCCGCGCAGCCACUGAACACUGCCUUGACUGACCGGCCGGAUGGUCCAGCUCCUCCAAGCUACCGUGAUUCAGCUCAUACUCUGCGCUAUAAUCAUGACACCUUCCAUACUAGCGCUCGAAGCCUUGAGGGUGGCCAGAUUCAUACACGGAAUACACCUAACCACAUCUACCAAACUUUCGGUCCAGAUGGCCAUUGUGCUGUUGCUUUCCCAACAGGCUCAACAGCAAUAGGGCCUCAGCCGUCCGUCUCAACCAUCAAUGUUGCGCUCGGUGCCAACGCAAACCCAGCCGAUCGUGCAAUGGCCGAAAACAUUGUUCGCCAGGCAGUGGUUAACAAUGAGCAACGUCGACGAGAUGCAAACGCAAACGCACCAGGCAUAGGACGGUUCAUGAGCCGUGUAUGGCUCUUCAUCCGCCUUUAUUUCUUCUGCUAUGUUAUCAGCGCGCCUGGCACCUGGACGCGCAUCUUUUUCGUCAUUGCGGCUUUACUUAUCUCUCUCUUAUCCGAUACCGACAUUCCCCAGAUGCUGUACGGCCUCAUCGUGCAGCCUGUACAGCGUCAUCUAGAAGGACUUGCCCACAUGGGUGGACCGGCCCAGCCGACCACCCAGGGUAGGGGUGAUGGUCCUCGAGACGGUCUUCUAGGAGAGGUUUCGGACUAUUUCCGCCGUGCAGAGCGAUCUAUCGUGCUGCUUCUUGCCAGUCUUAUUCCAGGGAUUGGUGAACGCCAGGUCGAAGCACGUAAUGCAGCUGAAGCUGACGCGGAGCGAGUACGUCAAGAAGCACGCGACCGCGAGCAAGAGCGAGAGCAAGAGCAGCAGCAAGCGCAGCAGGCACGGAUUGAGGCUACACAGGACAACGGUAACCUUGAACAGCCACAGCAGGAUGCUGCGCCCGUGCCUGCAACGGCCUCUGUAUCUGCUGACUCGUGA